AUGGCAUAGUGGUAACUUGUUAGUGAAGAUUUGCUUGAUUUCUCUGUUUCUGGAUCCAAAUGGAAUUAUAGAGACUCAUGUGAUUGGAAUAGUGGAACAAUGGGUGGAGGCGGAGGAGGAGGUGGAUCAGUUGGGUAAUGCUCUGAUAAUGAUAUAUAAUAUAUUUAUGUAGGUAGCUACAAUAUUAGAGCCUACUAUUCUGUUUUAAAUUUACCUCCCCAUUAUGAGGUCAAAAUCAUAGUGGAUGGUUAUUUUUUAGAUUCUUCUAAUAGUAACUUUUAUACUGUUGCUUAUGAUGUCUAAGGAUCAUCAACAUCUACUUAUUCACUAUAAUAUAAAGAUAGUACAUUAGGAACUUAUCAAUCAGUGUGUAAACCAUCAUGGAAUAACUUUGAAAUUUAAACAUUCAUAUUGACGUUUAAUCAUAAUGAUAAUAGUGAGGUUAGAUUUAGGGUGUGUGGAACUAAUUUUGGAAGUAGAAAUUAUGGUACAAGAGGGUUAUAAAUAUAUGUUAAUAAAUGUCAUUGGUCCUGUUUAAAAUGUAGUUCUAAUAGUGCUGGAAGUUGCUUAGCUUGCUUUACUAACCCAUCAGUAACUUUAGGAUCAGCUACUACUUGUGGUAAUUGUCCAGACAAUUAUUAAUUUAUUGAAUAUUUAGAUAAUGUUAAAAGUUGUGAGAUUGAAUGUCAUUAUUAUCGAAUUCCAGAUUCUAAUAAAGUAUGCUAAUUUAAUGAAAGUAUUUAAUUAAAUUAUAUUAGAUAUGCUUCCUUAUACAACACACUUUGAUACUACAACUUUUAGUUCUACAUCUCCUUGGGUCUUCGUUCCAGACCCUAUAAGUUAUAAUUUGCUUUUUUCUUAAAAGAUAAGCACAAUUCCUUGCUAAACUAGCAAAAACUAUGUUGGACCAUUUUCAUAUAAUGAAGGAUUUAGUUUAACCUUAUCCAUCCCUUAUAACAUAUCUUAUAUACGAUUUAGAGCUACAAUUAUAAAACUUAAUAAUUGGGCAGAUUAUUCAGCUGUUCAUGUAUUAUUAGAUGGUAUAGAAUUUGCAUCAGUCUACACUUUAACUUAGGUUCUUACAGGUCGAAAUGCUGAUAAAUUAUACACAGAUUCAAAUUGUACAAGUCCUACUGUAGGAUAUUAUAGAUUAGAGGCUAAAUUAAAAUCGAAUAUUACGAAUCCAAUUUUAACCUUAUAAGGAUCAAUGGAGUAUAUAUUAAUUAAUAAUCAACAGUACAUUUGGUUCAUAGUCUUGGGGUUUCAGAGAUGUUGUAAUGGAUAUUAUGAAAUGUCAAUAAUCAUGUAGUUGGUGUGAUUUUGAUUUAAAAUGCUAUUCUUGUUCAACAGGAUUUCUAUAUAAAAAUAGAUGUGUACCUAGUUGUCCUUCAUAUGGAAUUUAAACAACAGGAGUUUGUAAAGAUUUGGAUGAAGUAGUUGAAAGUAUAUUUUAUAUAUUAAAUUUUAGAUUCUAGAUAUGCGAUAAAAGCAUUUUACGAUUCAUCUAAUACAACAGACACAGAUGUAAGUACUAUUAUUGGAACAGUUUCAAAUGAUGCAGCUGAUUUUAAAACUACAGAUCGUUUUUUAGGAACUAAUAUUGAUAUUUAUUUUAGCUACUAUUUAGGGAAAAGAGUAUUGGGUGGUCCAUUAGUUUGGUACAAAGGGAGAUUUAAUAAACCUAUUGUUUCAAAUCCACAUUAUAGCAUUAGAUUCAAAUUUAUGUUAAUUUUCGGAGAUGAUUUUACUGGAAAUUUUUAGUAUACAAUAGGAGGAUUUUCAGCUACAUUAUCUAGAACUGGAUUACCAGAUGCAAGCCCAAAUGUUGGUAAAAACACUAAUGAUAAAUAUAUUUUGGUUGAUAGGACAGAACUACACACUGCAUUAAGUUUUACUGCAGACCUUAGAUGUAGUUCGACAACAGGUUAAAUAAAAGAUAGUUUUUGCCUUAUUUAUGAUUAUUUCAUUCUGAUUUUAGAAGUAAAUGAUAAAUAUUAAUUAGUGUACUUAAUAUUGUACUUCCUGUACUGGUCCUACAUGGGCAUAAUGUUCAGGUAAAUAAACAUUACCAGCUGGAAUGUCAUCACCUUCAACAUGCAUUAAUAAUUCUUACUAUUUAGAUGAAACUGUUACUCCUGCCGUUUGUCGUGCAUGUACUCCAAUUUAUUGUUAAGAAUGUUUAAAUUCCUAUAUAUGUACUAAAUGUGAUACCAAUUUCUAUUUAUAAAAUGGAAAUUGUCAAUGCUAUCCUUGGACAUAUUUAACAAAUACAAAUACAUGUGCAAACUGUCAUACUUAAUGUGAUUCUUGUUAUGGUCCUAAUUCUAAUCAAUGUUUGUCCUGUAAAAGUUCUUAACAUCGAUUUUUGAAUAAUAACUAAUGUGUUUGUUAAAGUAAUUACUAUGAUAAUGGAAUAAAUGAUAAGUGCUAAUCUAUUUGUGGAGAUAUGAUAGUAACUGAAGGAGAAGAUUGUGAUGAUGGUAACACAAUUAGGUUUGAUGGAUGUAAUAAUUGUAAAUAUGAAUGCUAAAAAGAAUGUUAAGUUUGUGUUAAUGGAUAAUGUUCAGUUUGUUCUGCUGGUUAUACUCUUUAGAAAACAAUGAAAAGAUGUUUUCCUACUUGUGGAAAUAAUUCUAUUGUUAGUGAAGAAUAAUGUGAAGAUAAUAAUCUAACUCCUUAUGAUGGUUGUUUUAAUUGUUAAUUUUAAUGUUAAUCCUAAUGCACAAAUUGCAUAUAUGGUAAAUGUUACGAAUGUAAUAAUUCAAUCGGUUAUUAUAUUAAUUUGACUAAUUUUAAAUGUGUUACUAUCUGUGGAGAUUUAAUUGUUGCAGGUGGAGAAAUGUGUGAUGAUGGAAACAAUAAUCCAUUUGAUGGAUGUAAUAGUUGUGCCUAUUCAUGCAACUCUUUUUGUGAUUUAUGCAUUAUGGGCAUUUGUACUAAAUGCAAAUAAGGAUUCUAAUUAUUAAAUAAAAAUGGUUAAUGCGCCCCUAUUUGUGGAGACAAAAUUGUCACAUACUCUGAAGAGUGUGAUGAUGGUAACUUAAUUAAUUAUGAUGGAUGUGAUUCAUGUGAUUUAACCUGUUAAGUAUAAUGUACAUCUUGCAUUUUUGGAAAUUGUUAUGAAUGCAAUACACCAAGUUAUUAAUUAAAUUAAAAACUCAAGAAGUGUACUCCAAUUUGUGGGGAUAAUGUUCUAUCUCCAUUAAAUGAAUAAUGUGACGAUGGUAACUAAACAUUUGAAGAUGGGUGCUUUUAGUGUAAAUAUGAAUGUUAAGCUGAAUGUUAAACCUGUGCAGCAGGUAUUUGUUAUAGUUGCUAAAAAAAUUAUUAUCUAAGCGCUGAAAAUAAAUGUCUACCUAUUUGUGGGGAUGGAGUUAUUUCUAAAUAUGAAUACUGUGAUGAUUACAACUUUGUUAUUGAAGAUGGAUGCUCAAACUGUGCUUUUUAAUGUGAAAAAUCUUGUAUUCAAUGUUUAUUUGGAAUUUGCCUAUCCUGUUAAAGUGGAUACUAUUUAAACUAAUCAAAAAGAAAAUGUUUUCCUAUUUGUGGGGACAACAUAAUUUUAGGGGAUGAACAAUGUGAUGUCGGUAUUAUUCAAUUUGAUGAUACUAUUAAAAAUAACACUGGAUGUAUUAGCUGCCAAUUAAAAUGUUCACCUUAAUGUGAAAUUUGUACAUAAGGUUUAUGCUUAAAAUGCAGAGAAUCUUUAGGAUGGUAUUUAGAUAAAAACACUUCCUCUUGUUACAGUCGUUGUGGAGAUUCAAUAAUUACUGAUUAUGAGUAAUGUGAGGAUUUAAACUCUUAAUUAAAUGAUGGAUGUGAUCAGUGCGUAUUUUCAUGCUAGGAUUAAUGUUCAAUAUGUCUUUUUGGAUUAUGUUAGAAAUGCAAAGCAGGAUAUACUUUAAUUAACAAAAAAUGCAUUUCAAUAUGUGGAGAUGGAAUAAUUGCUGGAAAUGAAGAAUGUGAUACAGGUUUAAUUACUUUUGAUGGAUUGGAAUGCGUAAAUUGUAAAUACAAAUGUUCAGAAGGCUGUAAUAAUUGUGUUUAAGGCAAGUGUUUGGAAUGUAAAAAUACAAUAGGAUGGUAUCAAAAUUUAAAUGCUUAAUGUGAAUCAAAAUGUGGCGAUUUAAUUGUCAGUGAAAAUGAAAAUUGUGAUACAAAUACACAAUCAUGUGAAAGUUGUAAUUUUGUUUGUGAUGAUAAUUGUGAUCAGUGUAAAUUUGGAAUUUGCUAAUCUUGUUAAAUAGGAUAUAAAUUAUUACUGAAUAAAUGUAUUAGUAUUUGUGGAGAUUCAAUUUUAACAAAUAUAGAAGAUUGUGAAAAUGAUGACAUCAUUCCUUUUGAUGGUUGUUAUUUAUGUAAUUUUCAAUGUUAAAGUGUAUGUUAAUAAUGUAUUAAUGGCGAAUGCACAUCUUGUGAUGAGAUUACUGGAUGGUAUCUCUAAAAUAAAAGAUGUGAAACAAAAUGUGGAGAUGGAAUAGUAGCAGGAUUAGAAGAAUGUGAUAUAAGUUUAGAUUUUGAUAAUGGAGAUUUUUCAAGAAACAAGUGUUUUAAUUGUCAAUUUUCAUGUGUUUCAAAUUGUAUCAAUUGUAAUAGAGGAAUAUGCAACCAAUGUUAAAAUGGCUUCGCUUUAAAUGAUUUAAAUGAAUGUGAAAGUAUUUGUGGAGACUAAAUUAAUUAAGAUCUUGAAGACUGUGAUGAUGAUAACUUGGAUGCAUUUGAUGGUUGUUUUUAAUGUCAAUAUGAUUGUUCUGCAGAAUGUUAGUAGUGUACAAAUGGAUAAUGUCAGUUGUGCUAAUAAGGUUUCUAUUUGGAUAAUACUAAUUGGUAAUGUAAAUCUAUUUGUGGAGAUAUGAAAGUCACUUAAUAUGAGGAGUGUGAUGAUGGUAAUGAUAUACCUUAUGAUGGAUGCUAUAAAUGCAAAUAUUCUUGUACAUAAGAUUGUGAUAAUUGUGUGAAAGGAGUUUGUUUAAGUUGUAAUUUAGGGUAUGUGCUCUCGUUUCCUAAAUGUACAUCUGAUUGUAGCAAUUUAAAUGAUGGAUAUAUUUAGGAUAAUUGUUAUAAAAAAGAAUGCUAAAAAGAAUGUUUAAUUUGCAUAAAUGGUUACUGCUUUUAGUGUUAAAAUGGAUGGUAUUGGAAUCAAGUAGAAUAUACUUGUGAAAGUAUGUGUGGAGAUGAAAUAAUAGUUGGAUUAGAAUAAUGUGAUAAAUCAUAAGUUUUAUAAAGGAAUGAGUCUUUUUGUAAUAGUUAUUGUUAAUUCGCAUGUCCAUAAUAUUGUACAACUUGUUCGUUUGGUAUUUGCCAUUAAUGUUAAAUGGGAUAUAAUUUGGUGGAAAAUGAAUGUUAGAAUCAAUGUGGUGAUGCUAUUAUAACAGAAAUAGAACAAUGUGAUGAUGGUAAUAAUGAAGCAUUUGAUGGAUGCUUUAAAUGUUCUUUUGAUUGUUAAAAAUAAUGUGCUUUAUGUAUUAAAGGAAAAUGUGAGAUGUGUUAAUAAGGUUAUGAAUUGAAUAAUGGAAGUUGUUCUCCAGUAUGUGGAGAUGGAAUUGUUACUAUAGAUGAAUAUUGUGAUGAUCUCAAUUCAAUAAAAUUUGAUGGUUGUAAUUAAUGUAAAUAUGAAUGUGAUUAGAACUGUAUUUUUUGUGAAUUUGGUAAAUGUAUAUUUUGUUCAAAUGGAUUUUAUUUGUAAGGUUAGAUAUGUUUAUCAAUUUGUGGAGAUGGUCUAAUAGUUGGAAAUGAGUAAUGCGAUGAUAGUAAUUUAAUUAAUGAAGAUGGAUGUUUUGAAUGCCAUUAUUCUUGUCAAUAAUAAUGUAUAAAUUGCUAAUAUGGAUCAUGUAUAUUAUGUGAUUAGGAAAAGGGCUGGCAUUUAACAUCUUAAGGAAAUUGUUAACCUAUUUGUGGAGAUUAAAUAAUAGCAGGAUUAGAAUAAUGUGACGAUGGUAAUGAAAUUAAUUUUGAUGGUUGUUAUGAAUGUGAAUUCAUAUGUUAAGAACCAUGUACAAAAUGUAUUAAUGGUUAAUGUUUUGAAUGUAAUACUCCAGGUUGGAGAUUAGAAAACUAUUUUUGUUGGGAAAUUUGUGGUGAUGCACUCAAAGUAGGAAUUGAAUAAUGUGACGAUGGAAACGAUGUGCCUUAUGAUGGAUGCUUUUAAUGUAAAACUUAAUGUGAAGAAGCUUGUACUGUUUGUUAGGAUGGAUAAUGUUUAUAAUGUACAUUUGGUUGGUAAUUAAAUGAUAAACACAGAUGUGGAACAAUUUGUGGAGAUAAUUAUGUUAUCCCUAAAUUUGAAGAUUGCGAUGAUGGUAAUCUAUUGCCAUUUGAUGGAUGUUAUGAAUGCAGUUAUUAGUGUGUUUAGUAUUGUACUGAUUGUAGAAAAGAUGUUUGUUAUGAAUGUAAUACACCUGGUUGGACUUAUGAUGAAAAAACUUAAUUAUGUGUUCCUAUUUGUGGAGAUGGAGAGGUUAAUGGAUAUGAAUAAUGUGAUGAUGGCAAUCUCAUCGAAAAUGAUGGAUGUAGUAAUACUUGUGAAUUUUAAUGUCAUCUUGCUUGUCUUAUUUGUGAUAAUGGUAAAUGUUUAGAAUGUGAUCACUAUUUGGGAUAUUUUAAAUAAAAUAAAUAAUGUUCAUCAGCAUGUGGAGAUGGGUUGUUUGAAUAGUACACUGAAUAGUGUGAUGAUGGAAAUCUUAUCAAUUAAGAUGGUUGUGACAAAAAUUGUAAAGUUGAACUCGAUUGGUAUUGUAAAAAUGAAGCCUUACAAAUUAGUAUAUGUAUCUAUAAAAAAUAACCAAAUAUUCAAUUAAAGCUAUUAUCAUAACAAGAAAAUGUAUCUGAAAUUGAAGUUACAUUCUCAACUUAAAUGAUGUUAUAAUCUAACUUUGUUUUAAUAGAAAAUGAAAACAAUUUUAUUACUAUAGAAUAAGCACUUUUCUUAGUCAGAGUAGAUGAAUUGACGAAUACAGAUUAUGAUUACAAAAUAGAACCUGUUGUUGGUGUUUCAGAUUUUCCUUAAGAUAUUAAAUAUAUCAUAAAGUUGAAUCUUCUAAAUAAUGUGUCAUUUGAUUAAAUCAGUGUUUUUGUUAUUGUCGAUAAAAGACUCAUUGUAACAGAAGAUUAUGUUGAUUUAGACUUAAACUCAGCACAUUUAAGAAUAGAAGUUCCUUUUAUACAAAGUGAUGUUUCUCAAACAGUUAUAGAACUAUUUUCAAACACCAAUGAAGUUUCUAUGUAUGUAGCAACAGGUGUUUCGCUGAUUAGUAUAUUUUCAUCAGGUUAUUCAAAUCUCUUUAUGACUCUUGAUACUAUUUAAUAUCUUUAUUACACUAGAUAUAUCAAUUUGGAUUUUCCUGAAAACUUACAAAAAAAUAUGGAUAAUUUAAAAAAAGCUUCUCCAAGUUAAUUUGUGUAAAAUAAACUAAGCUAAACGGCAUUACCUUAAAGCAUUAGUAUCUAACCUAACUAAACAGUUGAAGGAAUGCCUCAUAAAUUUAAAUAGGAUAAUUUAUAAUACUAAUUUUUUUCAAAUAUCAAAAUAACUCUAGUCUCUAUGUCAGCAGGUCUGAGUAUUUUCAUAACAACUUUAACAUUAUCCAAGUUGCUUCAUUUAAUUCCACCACAUAAACUAAAUGAUUUAGGUACUAUAAUUGGAGGAGGAAUUUUAAAAGUUCGAUAGAAAUGUACUAAGAUUUCUAAUGAUUUUGUUUACUCUGGUGCUAUUAGAUUAGUAACAAUAAAUUUUUAUGAAAUGCAAUUUGCUUCAUUAUUAUAACUAACUCAUAUUGAUUCCACUUCUUAUAGUGAUAUUGCCAAUUCAGGUGGUGCUGCUGCUACUUUAGCCUUUACUUUUGCAUUUACUAGCAUUCUUGUUCAUAGAAUAAGAUAGAUCUAAACUAAAUAAUCUUUCACCAUGAAACAUUCCAUUCGCACUCUAUUACAACAAGAUAAUAAAGAACUUUAAAAAUCAACGUGGUCAAUGCAAUAUAAUACAAUCUUGCUUAUGAAAAAAACCUUUUACAUGUUUACUAUUGUUUGUUUCUAAAAUUAAGGUCUUUAUUAAACUAUUGGUGUUGCUACAUAAGCAGCAGCAUUUGCUACAUAUAUGGCUGUAUCUGCACCAUUUUCAAAUAACGAAGAUUAAAUCAAAUAAAUGAUAACAGAAUUAGGAAUGCUUGCUAAUUCUCUAAGUUUUUGUACAUACUAUACACACCAAUACUUCUAAAUAUCAAAAGAGAGCUUAAAUUAAGUGGGAUGGUUUAAUAUAGGUAUUUUUACAACUGUAUUAACUUCUAACUUGGCAGUUGAUGUUAUUACUUAAAUGAAAGUUUUCUAUAAAAAAGCUAAGAAAUUGUUUAAUAAACUUAUAGAAUCUUAAAUGCCUUCAUAGUCAAGAGUCUAACCUAUUUUUGUCUGA
This is a messenger RNA of Paramecium sonneborni, 8404 nucleotides long. The record is from the annotation of a GenBank genome assembly. Lineage: Eukaryota; Ciliophora; Oligohymenophorea; Peniculida; Parameciidae.